AUGUGUACAGAAUGCCUUUAUGAACCUGAAGUCGAUGUCAAACAAACAUUUCCAAUAGAUAAACUUCGAAAAAUGCAUAUCAAAAAACAAAAAUAAUCUAAGCUAUAAGAAAUAUUUAAGUUGGCCAACUAGGGAAUGAAAUUUAAAUCCAUGAUCUCCUUGGUUGAGAAUGUGAUGAGUAAAUUUGCUAAAAUUUAAAAAAUUUAAUAAACUAAAUUUAUGAUAUGA
Molecule: messenger RNA, 228 nt
Organism: Paramecium sonneborni
Lineage: Eukaryota; Ciliophora; Oligohymenophorea; Peniculida; Parameciidae
Source: the annotation of a GenBank genome assembly